GCAGCCCGGCCCCUGCGGCCGCCCGCGGCCAUGUGCGCCGGGGCGGAGCGGCGCCGCGGGAGCCGCAGUCAGUGCCUGCCGCGGGGAUGCUGCGCUACAGCUCGGGGCUCACGGUCACCGCCACAACCCCCCGGAGGCCGCCCGGCGACGGUGGCCGCGCCCGGCGGAAGAUGAAUGUCUGUAGGUUACGCUUGACUGUACCUCCCGAUGAAGGCUCACAGCCUGAACAGGGAGCAAAGGAACCUGAAAGAAAGAAAAACGAGCUCUACCAUGUACCUAAUGGCAUGUCUCCAGGGAAGCUCUCUCAUGGGAUGGUGUAUGGUGUUGUGCACCGAACUGACAACAACCAUAAGAGAGAAAUGGUGGUUUAUGGCUGGUCAGCUGAUCAGCUGAAAGAGGAGAUGAAUUACAUUAAAGAAGUUAGGGCAACUCUGGAAAAAGUAAGAAAGAAAAUGUAUGGCGAAUAUGAUGAAAUGAAACGAAAAAUACAGCAGCUUACAAAUGAACUGAAAGUGACAAAUGCUCAUCAGGAAUCCUUAGAGAAUCAUGUGCGAGUGCAGGCUGCAGCCUUAGAUAGCUUUAGUGAAAUGAACAGCUCCUUGACAUCAGCAUCAAUAGACUUGCAGAAAACUCUAGUUGACGUUACAUUGGAGAACACUGAUAUAAGGGAACAAAUAAGGAAUUUAAAACAUACGCAUGAACAAUCUAUGGAAAAGCUGAGAGAGAAGCAAAAGCAACUGGAAACAGCACAAAUAGAAAACCAGUUACUGAAAUUAAAGGUGGAAUCAUCGCAGGAAGCCAAUGCUGAAGUCAUGAGAGAGAUGACAAGAAAACUGUACAGUCAGUAUGAGGAAAAAAUGCGAGAAGAGGAGCAGAAACAUAAAGCUGAGAAAGAAAUCCUCCUAGAGGAAACAAAUCGGCUUCUGAAGGCUAUUGAAGAGGCAAAUAAGAAGAUGCAGAUUACAGAAACAAGCAUACAGGAAAAAGACCAGAGAAUUGGUGAGCUGGACCGGCUGAUUGAACGCAUGGAAGAGGAACGUCACCAGCUGCAAAAACAACUUGAACUGAAUGAAAUGCAAAUAUCUGGAGCAAAAUCCGAAAACAACUCCGACACUGAAAGGUCACAACAUUUGGAGGAGGUAGCAGCUAGCCUAAGAGAGCGAAUCAAACAUCUGGAUGAUAUGGUCCACUGCCAACAGAAGAAAGUCAAGCACAUGGUUGAGGAGAUUGAAAUGCUAAGGAAGAAAGUGAAAGAAAAGGAAUUAUUCAUAGUACAGCUUUUAGAAAAAAUCUCUUUCUUAGAAUGUGAGAAUAAAGAAUUACAAGAUAAACUGGACUACUUAAUGGAAAACCAACCAAAGACCAAUGUAGAAACCAGAGAUACUGGUGUAGGAUGUGAUCUCCCAUACAGGAAAUUCAUUGCAAGGCUUCCAGAUAAGGGUAAGAAGGUCUCCGACUUUGUGGAAAAGCUGAAGCUUGCCAUUUCACAGGAAGAAGAAGUAGCAAGGACAGCUGAGCUGUUAUCUGCAGUUAGGCUGGAGUUUCAGGUGAAGCAGGAUGAGAUUAAUGCAAACAAACAGCAAGUUGUCCUAAAGGAGGACAGACUAAACAAUGAAAAUUCCACAGUCUGUAAUGAAAACUCUAAUACUAAAGAAGUUUCUGAGAUUUCUUCCCAGAGGCAGGAGGCAGAAUGUAUUGCACACGAUGCCACAAAUACAGCGCUGGAAAAUCAAAGGACUCAGAGGAAAAAUGAAGAAGUAAAGACUGUUACAAAAGAUCAGUAUCUGCUUUGUGAAGUUGUCUCCAAGUCAGACACAAGCAGUCAUCUGAAAAAUGAUGAGCAGAUAUCGCAGAGUAAAUCUGAGGAUGGCGCAGAAAGUGCAGGUGCUUUGGACAACAGUAAAGAUGAGUUGGUUGAUGCCUUUCAAAAAGUUACAAUUGUAGGUGGGGAUGAUGGUGAAAAAGUAUUGGAUAAAGAGCAGAGUGUGGCUAAACAUAAGGGGAAUAUCUUUGGAAGCCUGUACCCCAAGACUCCACAUUAUAUUGAAGUUCUAGAGUCUAGAGCCAAGAACCCAGUCAUAAAGAAAAGCAAAUUUAAAACAAAUGUAUUAUCAGGAGAGCAGAAUGGAUCAUUGCGUGGUUCCGCAUCCAGUCAGUCACCUGGGGCAUGUGGCUCUCCAAUUACCGCUGAAGAAAGACGACUUAGAGAUAAGAAGCAUUUGAAUGAGAUCACAGCAGCUCGGCUGCCACCACUUCACCAUUCUCCUACUAAGCUGCUAUCCAUAGAGGAAUCCAUAGCAAUUCAGAUACAGCAAAAAGCAGUUUAUGAGGAAAUGCAAGCCAAGCUUGCAGCACAGAAGCUUGCAGAGAGAUUGAAUAUAAAAAUGCUUAGGUUUGAACCAGAGGGGGUUCUGCAAUACAGAGAUGGAAGAGAUGAAGAUUAUUCUUCAGCAGAGGACUGAAUUCGAGCAGGGAUGUCUGUGGAUGAGCCAUGUAAUAGAUCUUUAUGCAGUACUUCUUAAAACCCAAACCUGGAUAUUGAGAAUGCUUUAUCUAGUAGUUGUUUUCUUAAAAUGUUAACGUUACAGCGAUGGGCAGGUUUCAGUAUAAACCUCAUAAGUGGUAACCCUGGUGUUAUUUGGGGACUGUUUUUUGAGCACUUGGGGCAGUUAAUCCUUAUGGAGUUGCCCCAUAGUUUUCAACUACAGCAAAGUGAACUCUUUAAUACACUUUUGCAGGCUGUGAUGAGUCACCUACAAGAGAAAGUUCCUUCUGUGCAGAAAUGCAGUUGCACAGGGCAUUGGCACACAUGUCCAUAAAGUAAACUAAAGUGCCUGUAAACUGCUUGCAGACAGGAAAGCUCUUGCCUUGUAUAAAUGUGGGAUACUUCUUCUAUUGAAGAUUACCUUGUUUUUACCAUAUGGCAAAAAUACAUGCCCAUACAUCUACAGUAAAUGAGUGAUAGGCUGUAAGUUAGCUUCUUACCACGAGAGCUUGUUUUUCUAUGCCUGCACCUUAGAAUAACACUUUCUGUCCUUAUGAUAUAAAUAGGUAAGAAUUUCAAAUUAUUUUGUAACUCAAAUUCUGUUUGGGCUUUAAGGGACUCUGCUGUUUCAUUUUUGGUUGUUACUGCAAAGCACAUCAAGACAUCAAGUUACUCUGAAGACUGGCAUUUUUAUUAAAGGUCUUGGUGGGUUUCCAUGUUUUUGCACACUGCUUUAAUAGUUUGGAGUACUAUUUUUUUCAUAGUACAAAUCUGUAAAUUAAGAGAUCUGUCCUCUGGUGUUCUUCGAGAAGAUGUUCUGUAUGUGUUGAAGUUUUAGCUUUCUUUGAAGAUAAAAAAAAAGUCUUCCUUAAAAUAACAUUUUCUGCCUUUUAAUAUGAAUUUUGAAAGCUAAGGAACACAUCUGGGAAGUAGUUCACAAUGAUACUCCACUGUUGGCUAGGAUUUUGGAGGCCUAGCAUGAGUUCAGUUCUAAAAUACAAACCUCAGAGAUGCCAUGUACAGCCUGGCAACAUCUGUUUUCCAAGACACAGCAAUAGCUGUGUCUGCAGGGUGGCUCUGUGCACAAGGCUCUCCCUGCAUAUGUACAUAUUCCUGCAGGAAUGGUGUCUCUGGAAACCAAUGGAGCUCCACAUGUGAGUCCUUCAAAAAGCUGCACAACAUCAUCUAGAAAUGAGCAAUUAAAGUCUCUGCAACUUCUUGAGUGCACACAGCACUUUACUAGCAGGCAGGAACUCUCUCCCAGAUGCUCCACAGCCUCUCCCAGGCAGUUCCUGUGGCGCAGUCCAUACCCUAGCAAAGCAGUUUGACAGGUGGAACUGCUGCUAAGCCAGUAUGUGGUGUUUUUUGACUAGCUCAUCGGUUGUUUAUCUGUGAUCCCCCCUAUAGUCCUAUAUAGGAGUACUGCUGUACUCUUCCCUGUCACAGGUUUCUUGUUCUCAUUGUUUAUUGCCUUCUCAUCAGCUGUUUGCUCUUCACUUUUCCUUAUAAGACUUACUUCUUGUCACUAGAGCAAAUUCAUACUCUGCAUCCCUGCACCACCCAUUCCCUUUCAUAUGACAUACCACUUCUUGUGUCUGCAUUUAACUUCUGCCAAGUGUCAUGCAUCCUCCUGCUAUUGCUGUCUUCUCUUGAUUUCUGUAACUCCAUCUAAAUGCCAGCUGUGCACCUGCAUAUGUUCUCAGCCACUUCAGUGUCUCACAGAGACCUGCGUGUCUUCAUGUUUUUGCCACAGCUGCCCUCCUGCUGAGGCUUUCUUAUUUCAUAUUUUGUUUUCAGACUGUGCAAGAUUUGCCACUUCCAGGCCUUAUAUCUUCCUUUUUUGCUUCUUAGUGCUUUUUCCUGGUUUGUUCCACCCCCUACUGUUUAGUUUUUUUUCCUCUUUUCUGUGCUCCUGCUCCAUCCUCCCAGUUUCUCACCAUCAAUUGUCUUUGUCAGCACUGUUUUGGGCACAUACUCAGUCAUUAUUCAUCCCUCAGCACCUGUGUUGAUGGCCUAUCUGAUCCUCAGCUGUAUGUAUUUCAGCCCUCAGCAGAAAGACUUCCUUCAGCGUGUGCGUCUGACUCCAUA
Molecule: messenger RNA, 4573 nt
Organism: Neopsephotus bourkii (Bourke's parrot)
Lineage: Eukaryota; Metazoa; Chordata; Aves; Psittaciformes; Psittacidae
Gene: MYZAP
Product: myocardial zonula adherens protein
Exons: 15
Coding region: 87-2462 (791 amino acids)
Biological process (GO): intracellular signal transduction; maintenance of ER location; transcription elongation by RNA polymerase II
Cellular component (GO): nucleus; RNA polymerase II, holoenzyme; intracellular anatomical structure
Molecular function (GO): transcription elongation factor activity
Source: RefSeq, a predicted model, not a curated record